AUGAUCUGGGGCCGCUGCUCGCAGAUGCACAUACAAUCUCGGCUAGGCCUUCUUGUGAGCGUUACCUUUGGUAGGGAGGCAGGGACACCUUUGUUCAGCGACAUCGAGAUGCAUCCUAGAGACAAGCUGAAACGAAGAGGUGGCGGCGAAAUCCCAGGCGUUCAACAAGACUCCAUCCUGCCGCUCGUGUGUGUCGGCAAAUCACACCUUGCCAUCGAGUUCGCUUAUCGAAUCGCCGGGGCGCAAGCAGACAGAUGGGUGUUCUGGGUUUAUGCCGACGCGCAGGCGCGCGUCGAGGAGGGGUUCAGGACGAUUGCCGACGCCGUGCUGCCCGGCCAGAACCAACCAAAAGCCAACAUCCCCCAACUCAUGUACGGCUAG
This is a messenger RNA of Lasiosphaeria miniovina, 381 nucleotides long. RefSeq lists its product as uncharacterized. The record is from RefSeq and is a predicted model, not a curated record. The transcript is spliced from 2 exons. Bases 1 to 381 code for a protein of 126 amino acids. NCBI's taxonomy places the organism in Eukaryota, Fungi, Ascomycota, Sordariomycetes, Sordariales, Lasiosphaeriaceae.